CUACUUUGCACCAUUAGAUAUAUCUAAAACAUUCUUUAUCUUCAAAAUCCAGAUGCGUUACUCUGUUUUAUCAAUCCUCCUCAUUCUAUUCACCUUGGUUCAUGCUGCCAAGAAAAAGCCGAUAUACGUGGAGCAUUCUGACACGGUGGUCACUACUGACUAUGAUACCCUAACCAAGCAUAAAUGCAAGGAUCCAGAAGACCCGGUGUGGAAACCCCAAGUCGACCGCCUACAUGACUCUGAAAAACUCGCUCGCCGGAAUAGUACUGGAUUGGUGCUGGGAAAGGCAUACAAUUGUACCGAAGGAAAUAAGGCUCUUCGGAAUGAGCUGAGGAAUUUUAGGCGGCAAUAUAUGGAUGCCGUGAGACGUGCUCAGGGCUUCAUCUGUUCAUAUGGAUCGCAGACUAGCGUAACAGAAGAAGAAAUAGCGAACUUCACACUCUUGGUCGACUACGUCAAGGGGAACGAAACUGCUAUGCAGCAGCUUAUGUGGAGAUUGUCCAAAUUACCUGAAUGCCAAGUUACGGGUACAGACAUACAGAGUGCGCUCCAGGGAGUUAGUGAGCCAGCGACGACAGCUACGUCGGUCAGUGUGGCAACUGAGGCAGGUCAAUGAUUGACUCAGGGGGCCAUCUCGCGCAACACAAUGACGCUUGGGGAAAAUGGAACUUAAUGUCAUCGGUUUGAACAAAAUGAAAUUCAUUGCUAGAAACCAUCUCAGGCGCAUUGUAAAGUUGUUCUAUUUGAGAUCAAGCGGAGGCGCUAAUUGACGUCUCUAUCGGUGACCC
Spizellomyces punctatus DAOM BR117 is the source of this 788-nucleotide messenger RNA. RefSeq lists its product as uncharacterized. The transcript has 5 exons. NCBI's taxonomy places the organism in Eukaryota, Fungi, Chytridiomycota, Chytridiomycetes, Spizellomycetales, Spizellomycetaceae. The record is from RefSeq and is a predicted model, not a curated record. The coding region runs from base 53 to 616 and encodes 187 amino acids.